Anopheles gambiae (African malaria mosquito) is the source of this 2046-nucleotide messenger RNA. RefSeq names its product protein obstructor-E. The transcript is spliced from 3 exons. Bases 325 to 1011 code for a protein of 228 amino acids. NCBI's taxonomy places the organism in Eukaryota, Metazoa, Arthropoda, Insecta, Diptera, Culicidae. The record is from RefSeq and is a predicted model, not a curated record. Gene Ontology annotation, molecular function: chitin binding. Gene Ontology annotation, cellular component: extracellular region.
CUCGAACGUCGGACCAGCGUGUUGAUCAAGCGUUGGCACUGCGGCUUGAUCGCGAUACUGCGCACCGACCGUCCACCAUUCGUUAAGCGGAUUCGAGCCACACCGAGCGCGGACCGUGCUUGCGCCGUUUUGUCUGCGUACGAAAAAAAAAAAAUAGAUCGGACACUUCCUCGAUCAAACGGCCGGUUUUGGUUACUGCCGUCUGUCGCUUUCUCCCUCCCGCCCCAGCCAUCUAACACCAAUCAACUCUCGAUCUCUCGAGCGAUCGGUACAGCGAGCGAGUUCCAGCCGCAGUGUCAGUGAGUGUACAGCAGCCCAGCCAGCAUGAAGCAGUUUGGCGCACUAUUCGGACUAAUCGGCCUGGCCCUGGUCGCACAGGCAUCGGCCGCGGCAGCCCCCAGCUGUCCGGAACCGUACGGCGAGCAGGCGUACCUGCACCCAGACCACUGCGACCAGUUCUUCCUCUGCACCAACGGUACGCUCACGCUCGAGACGUGCGAGAACGGACUGCUGUUCGACGGCAAGGGUGCGGUCCACAACCACUGCAACUACAACUGGGCGGUCGACUGCGGUAGCCGCAAGUUCGCCACGGACCAGACGCCCCUGUCGACGCCUGGCUGCGAGUACCUGUUCGGCGUCUAUCCGGACGCGGCCGAAUGCUCCACCAGCUACCACAAGUGCGCGUUCGGCGAGGUGCACCAAGAGCUGUGCGAACCGGGCCUGGUGUACGAUCACCGCAUCCACGGCUGCAACUGGCCCGACCAGCUGCUCGACUCGUGCAACCCGGAGGCGGUGGUCGGCUUCAAGUGCCCGCAGUCCGUGCCGUCCGGCACGGUCGCGGCCCGCUUCUGGCCGUACCCGCGCUACCCAGUGCCCGGUGACUGCCACCGGCUGAUCACCUGCGUCGACGGCCAUCCGCGCCUGAUCACGUGCGGCGAGGGCAAGGUGUUCAACGAAGAGUCGCUCACCUGCGAAAACCCGGAGGAUGUGCCGCAUGCCUGCCGCCACUAAGGCCCGUGACGUCGCGUCGUAGCCUCCAACGCCUCCCUUCAUACUCAACACACACACACACUGAGCCACACACGUUCCCAACUCCCGUUACUGGGCGUAAGGAUUAGCGCCAACCAUGCAACCUCCUGCUGGAGGAGGCGCCACUGCUUCGCGCCUGUUUGUUAUUUCUUUUCGUUAUCGUUGUUAAACAUUCCUCACCUUCGUACAAGUUUGCCAUGUUCUAUCCUCUCGUAACGUUUAUUAGUCUACAGCAUUAAUACGGUUGUUUUGUUUCAUUACUUUCCUUUUCUUUUGGAUGUCGCACUACUUCGCCCUCUCUUCCACCGCGCACCUUGUCUCAGGCGGGUGUGGGUGUGGGUGUGUGUGCAGUUUAAAAAUGCCUUUUCUGUCGUGCCUAGCCCUGGGGUUUCCCUUUCUUUUACGCAUUUGUUCGUGUGUUUUUUAUCAGCGCGCGUAGCGUUGGAUUAGCGUAUCUUCGUUCAACUAACUCAGUAACCGCAGCACAUAUACACGGUUCUAUUUAGUUACUUCCCCCCAUUUAUAUCACCGUUUUCCAUUUCUUCUUUUUGGCAGAGACGUAUGUCUUUCCUACGCACACCACUGCACACAUACACACACACAGAUGGACCGCGGUGCACACCUCAUUCGUUAUCUAACCGUGUGUUCGUUAUCUUUUGUUACUCUUCACGCCGGGCUCUACUACUACUACCGCACCGUGCCAAAUCAUAGCUUGCCGUUGUUCAAGCGCUUGCACUACUUCAUUUUGGUUUCGUUUUGUGUUUAGUUGCCCCCACCAUUUGCCUCCAUCGUGCGACAGAAGGAAGUGGGGCUGAAAACGGAAAUAAAAGAACACCCGGGGACAAAAGAAAGAAAAGGCACUGAAACACUCUCAACAAGAAAGCAUAACUCAGAACGCGAAAAAAACAUUCAAAAUUAUACAUGCAGAAUUUUGAGCGUAUAAACAAUUGUUUUUGAAUAAAUAAAAAAAAGAACCCCCUGUAUACACAUUACACACAUUUUAAAUGGUCCGCGUAA